AUGGCCGCCCCCAAGACUGCCGGCCAGCCCACUCUGGUCUUUGUCGAUGGAGCCUUCGAGGACCUCGCUGCCGAGAUGGCCGACUACCUCAAGGCUGAGGAUGCCAAGCAGCUCCUGAGCAACGAGAAGGCCCCCUCCACCGAGGAUGUCGUGGCCAAGCUCGUCUCGGCCUCUGCCGCCCUCAACACCGUCCCCGAGAAGGAGUACACUGCCGCCUCCAACCUCAUGAUCCACCUGGUGCUGCAGUCCGCCGAACCAAAGAAGCACCUGCCCACCCUCUGCACCACCUUCGCCAAGCCCCUCAUCAACUCUCCCGUCCACGGCGUCGGCCUGUCGCUCAACGCCCUGACCACCGUCUUCAACCUGCUCGACCCCAACGACCCCGUCCGCGCCCGCGUCUUUAUGGAGAUCCUCAAGUUCCUGCGAUCGCACGGCAUGUACGAGGGCCUGCGGACGUACCUCGACAAACUGCCCGAGUGGCUCGCCGCCUGGGGCACCGAUGUCGACUUUCAGCGCAAGAUCUAUGAGGAGGUUGCUGAGGUGGCCCUGGAGGCCGGCGAGGAGACGCAAGGAUACGAGUACAUCCUCAAGGCUCUGCGGACAUUCGACGGCGACGAAAAGGACGGCGUCUCCUCCGAGGAUGCCCAGCGAUUAUCCCUCCGCGCCGUCAAGAUGGCCCUCCUCUCCAGCACCCACUUCCUCUUCCAAGACCUGCGGGGCAUCCCCAGCGUGCAGGCUCUCAGCGACUCCCACCCCGUUUACUCGCAACUCCUCGACAUCUUUGCUGAACAGGACCUCGAGGACUACAACGACUUCAACGACGAGCACGAGGGUUGGGUUGAGAAGGAGAAGCUGGAUCACGAGAAGCUCCACCGCAAGAUGCGCCUCCUGACCUUUGCCAGCCUGGCGGCCGCCACCCCCAGCCGCGAGAUCGAGUACUCCAAGAUCACAAGGGCCCUUCAGAUCCCCUCAGAGGAGAUUGAGAUGUGGGCUAUCGAUGUGAUCCGCGCCGGCCUCGUUGAGGGCAAGCUCUCCCAGCAGCGCCAGCACUUCCUCGUCCACAAGGUGACAUACCGCGUCUUUGGCCAGAAGCAGUACCAGGAGCUGGCCACCCGCGUUGACCACUGGCGGUCGACGCUGCAGAACGUCCUCAGCGUCCUGCGCCAGGAGCAGGCCAACGCCAAGGCCCAGAAGGAGCGCGAGAUCCAGGACCUCGAGCGCAAGGUCGCCAAUGCCGGCCUGGGCGGUAACCAGGAGGGUGGUAACCGCCGCCGCCAGGGUCAGCAGAGGGAGCCGCGGGAGCCCCGCGAGCAGCAGCAGCCUCGUGAGCGAACGGAAAAUGACGACUAG
This is a messenger RNA of Fusarium keratoplasticum, 1350 nucleotides long. Its product is annotated as Eukaryotic translation initiation factor 3 subunit M. NCBI's taxonomy places the organism in Eukaryota, Fungi, Ascomycota, Sordariomycetes, Hypocreales, Nectriaceae. Gene Ontology annotation, biological process: cytoplasmic translational initiation. The coding region runs from base 1 to 1350 and encodes 449 amino acids. The record is from RefSeq and is a predicted model, not a curated record. Gene Ontology annotation, cellular component: cytoplasm; eukaryotic translation initiation factor 3 complex. Gene Ontology annotation, molecular function: translation initiation factor activity. The transcript has 2 exons.